Messenger RNA from Daktulosphaira vitifoliae (grape phylloxera), 991 nucleotides. RefSeq names its product prothoracicostatic peptide (gene Mip). The record is from RefSeq and is a predicted model, not a curated record. The coding region runs from base 243 to 881 and encodes 212 amino acids. The transcript has 6 exons. NCBI's taxonomy places the organism in Eukaryota, Metazoa, Arthropoda, Insecta, Hemiptera, Phylloxeridae.
UUUGUAUAUAACUUGUUGUCACAGGGUGUUAAGCCGCAGACGGCAUUUAAAAACAUUCACGACCAUUCAUUACACUGUGCGUAUAGUACCGUUAUUGUUUCAUUACCACCUCAUUCAGUGAGUAUUACCGACCAUUGAAUAUCAAAAAAUAUAUAUACUGCGAAUAAAAAAUAAAAAAUAUCACAAGUCCGAAAUUGCCAGACCCGGUGACGACAAAAAAGGGCAUAAUUGAAAAAGGCGGAAUGCAGAAUGUCUUAGGGAGAACAGCGGCCACAUUGGUUAUUUUGUGUCCUUUAUUUGUUUUUUCGUUGCCAGAAUCAGCGAUUCAAUCGUCAAUUAAAUCUAGCCAAAACGACCAAGAUAAUUCAGACUAUUCAAGAUCUUUUGACGAAGAUCAAGAGGAAAAAAGAGCAUGGAGAGAUUUACAAACGGUGGGCUGGGGCAAACGAGGUUGGCAAAACUUAAAAAGCACAUGGGGCAAAAGGAGUCAAGACUGGCAAAAUCUACGUUCAUCGUGGGGAAAACGGCAAGGUUGGCAAAAGCUACACGGAGGAUGGGGAAAACGCAGCUGGAAGGAUAUGCAGUCGACCGGUUGGGGGAAGAGAUACAGCGAUCAGUUUAAUGUUCCAUGGUCUCAAUAUGAUGAAUAUUUAGAAAAGCACGAUGGUGAUAAUGUAGCAGACAAACGGUCUUGGGAUAAUUUACAAGGAUCUUGGGGUAAACGGGCCGCUGACUGGACAAGCUUUAGAGGUUCGUGGGGAAAAAGAAGUCUACCAUUAGACUACUUGAGUGACUACUUUGAAGACAACUACAAACCAUAUAAUUUUUCACCGGGAUACAGCAAUUAUUUGUCUAACUUAAAAAUGGAAUCUGAAAAUUGAGAAACUAAUUCUUAACAUUUUUAAAAAAAUCUACAAUUUUGAAAAAUUAUAAAUAUUGUUAGCUCUGUAUCAGUUAUGAAUAAUCAAUUUACUGUAAUGUAUUAUUACAU